AUGGCUUCAACAAUCAAUAACUACCAAGACUGCGGGCCCAUGCGGUACAAGUCCUCAAUUCCGGUGCCUGCAUCUCUGUACGAGAACACUGCCUACCCUUCUAAGUUCCGCCCGAGAAUUAGCAAACACGUGGACGUGGCCGACAAGGCGUGCUGGGAAGCGUGCGACGACUUUGAAAACGCGACUGGGUUGAAGUUGAAGGCCGACAGCGUUGGAUGCAUCAACCCCAUCGGCGGCAACGUCAACGCAUUGUGGUUUCCAGAGGCCAUACCAGAGAGACUCCAUAUCAUUUCCUAUCUGUCUGAACUUCUCUUCCGACACGACGACCUUACCGACGAUGCUAUAACACCAGAGCAGUUCGAUGAGGUCCACGGACCACUAGCGCGAUUCCUCGGUUCUGAGUCGAAGCAAAGCGAUCACACCACCAAGCACAACGCAAUGAACACGAUGCAGGCUCGCGUCGCCAUCGAGGCGCUCGAACAGGACGAACGACUGGGCAAGCUCGUCAUCGAGAAGUGGAAGGGCAUCGUGAGUGUUCGCGGGCAGGACGCCUUCAUGGAACACAAGACAUUGGACUCGUACAUGCACGUGCGGCACUACGAUGCCGGAGCCUACUCGGUUUGGUCGCAAAUCCUAUUUUGCUGCGACAUGAGCCUCACCGACGAGGAGCUCACAGGUCUGGAGCCCCUCACCUGGCUGGCUUUUACGCAGAUGAUCCUGUGGCAUGAUUACUGUUCGUGGGAUAAAGAAGCAGCCACGUACCUGGAGCGCGAAGAAGGCGGAUCCAACAUGAGCGCCGUGCAGGUCUACAUGGCCAUGUACGGCCUCGACCAGUAUGCCGCCAAGGACUUCUUGCUGUCGGAGAUCGGGAGAAUCGAGGACGAGUACUGCGAGAGGAAGGCGAUCUACAUGGCCGAGUGCUCGCCAGCACACCACAUCACACACUACAUCGGUCUGAUUGAGUUGUGCAUGGCCGGGAACACGCUGUGGCACCUGUCCUCGCGCCGAUACGACCCAGCAGCUCCGCUUCCCAGACGAGAAGACAUUGGCAAGGUGAACCGAGGCCCGCUUGAUGUUUUCGAGGUCAGCAAGCCUGUAGAUAGCUCAGAGUCGGACGGCAUUCUCACUCCGGUCUCAAGCCGUCUCGGCACAAAAAGACUCAGGCCAUUCUGGAACAACCAACGGACCGAGUAUACCACCAUGACGCCCACCGAGACCAGUUCCGACCACAAGAAGAAGAAGAAGGCCAAGGCAUCACACGAGACUCGGGCGGAUCUGCUGACCGUCUCGCCCUGCGCUUGGCCUGCCGAGCCGGACGAGAAGGACAUUCUGGCGGCUUACCUUUACACGGCGGCAAGACCUGCAAGUGGCGCCCGCGACAAGCUGAUGGACGCGCUUGACAACUGGUACCGCGUUCCUCCUAACGCCCUAGCCACAAUCCGCACCAUCGUUCGAAUCAUGCACAACGCCAGUCUGAUGCUCGACGACGUUCACGACAACUCGCCCAUGAGGAGGGGCAGUCCGAGCGCCCACGUCGUCUUCGGCACGGCCCAGACCACAAACUCGGCGAGCUAUCUCAUGAUCAAGUGCGUGGACCUGGCACGGCGGCUGGGCGAAGACACCUUGUCGUGCCUCUUGUCCGAGCUCGGCCAGCUGCACCUCGGCCAGAGUCACGACCUGGCAUGGACCUUCCAUUGCAGGGCGCCCUCAUUACCCGAGUACUACAGCCAUCUCGAGCAGAAGACCGGCGGGCUCUUCCGCAUGGCCUCCCGCAUGAUGCGCGCUUCGGCGACCCAGAACAAGCAUCUCGACGCCUGCAAACUGAUGAGCCUUCUCGGCAGGCUCUAUCAGCUGCGCGACGACUAUCAAGAUAUCACGUCGGAGUCCCUCUCAACAUACGACGACCUGGACGAGGGGAGCUUCACUCUGCCGCUGAUCCACGCCCUUCAGCGCGAGGACGAACGAGGCGACGUCCAGCUGCACAGCAUUCUUCAAUCCGCACGGGCAGCGCGCUCUGCCUCGGCAUCUUCGAAUAAUGAUGGGAAAUUGUCGCUCGAGACGAAACUGCUGGUUCGUGAGAUGUUGGAGGAGGCAGGCAGCCUGGAAUAUACGAGGGUGGUGAUCCGGGGCUUGUAUAACGAGACAAGAGCCAUGUUGACCGAGAUAGAGAACGAAGCUGGGUCGGGUGGCAAGAAUUGGAUGUUGCGGUUGCUGACUUUCCAGUUAAAAGUAUAA
This is a messenger RNA of Colletotrichum higginsianum IMI 349063, 2235 nucleotides long. Its product is annotated as Polyprenyl synthetase. The coding region runs from base 1 to 2235 and encodes 744 amino acids. Lineage: Eukaryota; Fungi; Ascomycota; Sordariomycetes; Glomerellales; Glomerellaceae. Gene Ontology annotation, molecular function: prenyltransferase activity. The record is from RefSeq and is a predicted model, not a curated record. The transcript is spliced from 3 exons. Gene Ontology annotation, biological process: isoprenoid biosynthetic process.